UCAGUCUCUGAGUGUACGUUGCGUUGAACGGUACUUUGGCGUCGUUGUUUUGGUAGAAUUAACGGUUUCGUGUGGCUAUUUUAUUAUAACCAAAAUAUAUAAUUGUUAAAGUAUAACACGAAAAAUGAAUAUGAAGACCGGAAAUAAAAAGUGAGAUUGAUUUUUGUAUAUGCAGAAUUUCAACAGAGACGUGAAUGGAAUUGAAGUAUAAAUAAUGCAGUAUUUCAAUAUAGCCAAGAAUAAAAGUACAAAAAAAAAGUGAAAAAAAUGUGAAAAUAAGUAAAAAAAUAAAAGUAUUUUCAAGUGAAAAAUCACAAACAGACACACAAAGAAGCUGCCAAAAAAUGAUUUCUCUUUGUUGAGUGCGUGAACUGUCGAAGAUAUAGAUCAUACUUAAUAUACGGAAAUCUAUAUAUGUGUGUACUCGUAAGUAUGUAAGCAUGACAAUAUAACAACAGCCAGCAAGAACACUACGAGUACAUGUCCAGUGGAGUUUUGCCCGCGCUGCAAACGCGCACCCACAUGUCACACAAACAUAUACAUACAUGCCACUGACAUGCAACAGAUGUGUGCCAUCAACGUCAGGCGCAAAAGCAAAAGUAAAAUUCGAAUAUCAAGAAUCAAGUUGCCAACAACAACAAUCAUAUUAGCAACAAACAUUUCAACAACAACUUCAACGACAAAUAAACGUGAGCAAUAAGUGCGCAUUGCAUGAGCAAUACCAACAACUAGCAAUAACUCCAAGGGACCAGCUCAUCAAACUGCACCCGCACCUAAAAAAACUAAAAAGAAAAAAUACCAAAUAUAAAAAAAAUAUAGAAAAUUAUUUGAAAAUUAACGCAAACGAAGUGAGUGUAGUGCCAGCACAAUAAACGGAGCGAUAAUGAUCGAUAAGCAAUUGAAGAGCGGCGGUACACUCCCCCUUUCGUGGGGAAAUUGAAAAAUAAAAUCGAAAUAAUCUAAAUUUCAUUGUGGAAGGACAAAUUGCUGAUGUUUUAAAAUAAAAUCUAACAUUUUUUUGUCUUCAAUUGCGCAACUCGAGUGAAGGGCGUAUGGUGUAAAAUAGUAUUUUCCAAGCUAACAGUAAAUACGCGCUAUCUCUUCAGCAUUUAAUUUAACUUCGUACGCUCUCCAAUUACUAUUUUCGGUGGAAAAUGUUGCAGCUGCAUGGGUUUUUCGUGUGUUGCACGUUGAUUGUGGUGCAAUUGCUUUGCCACAGCGUUAGCGCUAUGAAAGUUUCACUCUUCGGUGAUGGCUACAUAACGAUGCCACUGCAAGAGGCUAAAAUGUCCACAAAUAUACGCGUGAAAUUUCGUACACAACAAGAGAACGCCUUCCUCUUUCUCGCCGCGGGACGUACGGAUUACUGUCUGAUGCGGUUGGAGGGCGCCACAAUUAGCUUCACCUAUAAAAUUGAUCGUGAAGUCAUACAGUUGCGCUCACCCAAAAAGCAGCGACUGAACGACUUGGAAUGGCACGAUGUGGCCGUGCAACGCUACGAGAAUAACAUUACGCUGCAGGUGGAUGGCAACAUAAUGCGCAAGACGUUGCCCGUCGAGAUGACGGCACUCAAUGUGCACUUUGGCACAUUUCUCGGUGGGGUGGGCGAUUUCCCCGCUGAGUAUUUGACGGAUGUGGUUGGCUUUCGCGGUUGCAUAUCGGAUGUAUUUUACAACAACAUUAAUAUAAUUAAACGCGCCAAAGAGCGUACAGGUCACACGACUAGUAUCGGCGUGACUUGGUCGUGCAGUAAUGAGUUUGAUGGCACCGUAAAAGAUGCUAUGAGUUUUCUGAUUGAAGACUCUUUUGCGUUGAUGUCGAAGGAGUCCAAUGCUGCGGGCGAGUCCCUCGUGUUGCAGUUUCGAACCAUGGAGUCAGCGGGUGUGCUCUUUUUUAAUGGCGGUUAUGAUUUCGUGCUGUUGGAGAUCGAAGAGGACGCAGUCAAGUUGACGUUCAACAAAGCCGGCAGUCUUGUACAACUUUCACCCAACCAAACUGUCUCGGAUGGCAAGUGGCAUCGCAUUUUGCUACGUUACAACGCAGCCAUGGCGGAGCUCAUACUCGACGAUGUCGUCUAUAGUGGCACACAUGCCAAUGAUACCAAAGCAACUAUUAAUCUGGAGAAGAGUAUCUUCUUUGGUGGCGUGCAGGAGGAUAUGCGCAGGCGUUUGUUGAACAAAGGUUUGUUGGUGAAUGAUCUCAGCUUCAAGGGUUGUAUGCGUGGUCUACAAGUGAACAAUGUGGAGUUGGGCUUUCCGCUAAUGAAGGUUUCCCAUCACUUGGCCGUGAAUUGUGUUUGGAAAUAUCCCUGUGUAGAGCAUAGACCGUGUCUGAAGAGCGGUAUUUGCAACCAAUAUGGCGUCGAUGAGUUUAUUUGCUACUGCGAUCAAUCGUAUUGCAUCAAGGCGGACUAUCAGGGUCCAUUUAAGAUCUUUACCGAAACGAGUCCGGAACUCGAACUGCUUUAUGUGUCGCCCAUGCAGUUACUCGAGGGCGGCACCGUCUUCCUUUCGACACAUUUCAUAGACGUGCUUAUCGAAAUGCGCAAGUAUCCAAGUCUAACGGACACUUCCAUCGCUUUCCACGUUGUCCAACAGCCCAAAUAUGGCCAACUUUUACAGUUCUCGGUGGAGAAAAACAAUUUCGUGCAGUGUCGCACUUUCAGUCUUGUCGAUCUCUCCACGGACAAAGUGAAGUAUGUACACAAUGGCAUGGAGAAUUUCAAUGAUCACGCCACAUUGGACAUGCAAGUGUAUGGCGAUAUACAUAAGAUACCAGAAAAUAUUUUGGGCAAACAUCGCUUCCUGCUACACGCCAAUGUAACGCCCAUAAACGAUCCACCACAACUUCAGAUACCUAUCAAUAAGAUAUUGCGCGUCAUCGAGGGUAUUGAGCGUGGACUGGAUAUGGAUUUAUUCAACAUUGAUGAUCCCGAUAGCGCUGCGUCGGCUUUAAUCUACACAAUACUGCCCUCCACAAAUCCCGCUGAAGCGUUCGGCCGUUUUCUCGUGAAUGGCAUAUCAACCAUGUCGUUCUCACAGGCCGAUGUUAAUGCGGGUAAGGUGAGCUUUCUCUACAACUCGACAACAGCCGAGGCUUUUAGUUAUCAGAUUUUGCUGCACGUUUCCGAUGGCAUUGAGACGAGUGACACGGUAUACCUGCCGGUAUCUGUACACCCAUUGGAGCUGCGUUUGGUCAACAAUACGGGUCUAAUUAUGAUACACAAGUCAGCUUUACCCAUUACGCCGGCAAACUUAUCCGUUGGCACGAAUACAGCGGAUGAGAAUAUUGAUGUCCGCUAUGAUAUCGUGAAGCCCCCACAAUAUGGAGCCAUACAACGUUUACGGCAAGUGGACUCUUCUUGGGUGAAUGUCGACUGGUUUAGUGAUAGCCAAAUGCUGCUUGGUCAUAUAAGAUACUUGCAUGGUACUGAGUUUCCCUGGCAGGAUGAGUUCAAGUUCAUUGCAUCCUACGGUUUCGUCACGACACAAACAUUCGACUUUCGCAUCACCUUCACACGCCUACGCAUAAACUCGGCUAAACCCUCGGCCAUUGCUGUAAACGGUUCACGGGAGUUUGUGCUGACCAGCGACGUGUUGACCUAUGAGACUGUGCCAAUCGAUACCUUUCCAAGGAAUAUAAUCUACAAAAUACUCAAGCCAACGAAGUAUGGUGGCAUCUAUGUCGAGGGUUCUCGUAAAUACGCAAAGGAGUUGGACUCGUUUACACAAUUGGAUAUCGAUAAAAAUCGUAUACGCUAUAAGACGCAUCUCACAAGCUAUUCGCACUUCAUUGACCAGUUGGAGUUUGUCGUUUCUGUAGCUGAAUGUGAUGACGUCAUGGGUCGGUUGACUAUACAGUACACACCGCUUGAGGCGAACACCGAUAAAUUAACUUAUCAAAAACGUGAGAUUCUCCUUGUGCAAGAGGGCGAGCGUGCACUGAUUACCAAAAAUCACUUCGAGAUACGCUUUAAUCUCUAUGAGGGCCUACAGUUCACAGUAACUGAACCGCCACAGCAUGGCACACUCUGUCGCUACGACGAGCUGGCAGCUAAAGUGAUACCGAUUACUGAGUUUGCAUUGGAGCAAUUGUUUCUGAAUGAUGUUUACUACUGCCACGAUGACACCGAAUCCACGGAGGACUCUUUCGAUCUGCUCAUACUCUCCACCGACGGUACGGAUCUACAAUUUGUUGCCGAUAUUGAUGUGCGCAUUAAGUUGAUCAAUGACAAUGCACCUUAUCGCACGGCGGAGCGAGUUUUUCACGUUGUGCGUGGCGGCUACCGUACGCUCAGUCCGGAUGUGUUGCAGUACUUAGACACCGAUGUGAACACAAACCGUUCUGAUAUCCUCUAUAUACACGUGUCGAGCACGAAUGGCGCUUUCUAUAAGACGGGCAAUUUCAUCGACACCUUCAGUCAGGAUGAUAUCACGAAUAGACGUAUAGCCUUUCAGCAUAAAGGUCCAGACGUGGGCACCGCCUCGUUUAUAGUCACCGAUCGUCAACAUGAGGUGAACGGCUUGCUGGAGGUGCAUGCCUCCGAACCGUUUGUGUCGAUGUUGCCGACAAACGCGUCAAUUGUGCAGGAGGGGAAGUUCGUGAUUUUACGCAACAAAGAUUUUAUUUUAGAAACAAAUUUGGAUAUGAAAUUGGAUGAGAUCUACUAUGAAGUAAUCAAACCGCCAGCUUAUGGUAUACUCAUGUAUUUGGGUAGAUCACGUAAUGGUGGCAAUGAUACGGCGACGGGUCAGUACAAGUCUUCGAAUCUGACUUCAUUAACAAAUUUCACGCAUUUGGACAUCGAGCGCGAUCGUUUGGUGUACUGGAAUACGGAGAUCGCCUCCAUGGAUAAAGUGCGCUAUCGCGUACACAUAAAAAAUAUAUCCGCCGAGGGUGAGGUCAUCAUGCGCAUAUACCCCUCAGCCUAUUGGGAGCCAUUGCAGGUGAAGAAGAAUCAAACACUGAAUGUCGAAGAAUCUACAAGUGUCUUGAUCUCACGCGACAUACUGGAGGUCGUUCAUCCAAAUAUCUCCCCCGGUGAUAUUACAUUUCUGGUUACCUCUUCGCCCAUGCAUGGCUAUUUGGAGAUGCAAUCUAUGUCCUUCGAUGACGAAUACAAUUGCAAGGUUUUCGAUCAGUCUGCGAUAAAUACUGAGAAAAUGUUCUACAUUCAGGCGGGUGUCAAUCAGUCCUCGGAUUAUUUUGUUUUCGAUGUCACGAAUGGUAUUACUUGGUUGCGUAAUUUGAUGCUGAAAAUUGUCAUUAUACCGGAGAAGCUGUAUAUGCAUACGAAUGUGGUGUCCGUAGUGGAAGGAAAAACGGUCCAACUCAGCUCCUCCGACAUACAGCCUUUCUCCGAGUUUUAUCGUGGCAAAAUAUUGGAGUAUAUCAUCACAGUGGCACCGACGUCGGGUUACAUUAUGGCCGCCAACUCGAAAGUGAAACGUUUCACACAAAAACAAUUGGAUCAAGGCAGCAUACAAUAUUUCCAUAAUGGCAAUGAGAAUGCGACAGAUGUUAUGACAUUAUUGGCGACAGCACGAAAUAAAGAGAGCGUACCCUUCGAGCUGGAAUUUUCCGUGGUGCCGGUCAACGACGAACAACCGAUGGUCGUGACAAAUACAGGAUUGCAAGUGUGGAGUGGCGGCAAAUAUGUUAUUAAAUACACGGACCUCAUGGCGCAAGAUUAUGACACGCCCGCCGAUAAUAUAACCUUCAUUGUCAAUUAUAUUUAUGGCGGUUACCUCGCGCGGCGCGCUGAUCUACAACAGAAGAUCGACACCUUUACGCAGGCGCAAAUAAAUAAUGAAGAAGUAUACUUUAUACAUGAUGCCACUUCGCGACGCAACGAAAUGUCCUUUAUGGUCACUGAUGGCCUCUUCAAUACCACUGAUCAGCUGCUGAAUAUCGCCAUACGACCGGUGGAGAUACUAGAGGAGCGUAAUACCAAUUUACAUGUCUUUCCGCUCACCAAAAAGCAAAUUCUACGCGAUCAUUUAUAUUUCCGUUGCUCGGAUGAAGGUCGGGAUAUUUUCUACAAUAUAACGGUGCCACCAAGUCUCGGGCGCAUAUUGAAUGAAUAUUUGGAUAAUGGCUUUUCGAAGGAGGUCACCGGUUUCACACAGAAUGACAUCGAUAAUGGACGCAUUUUCUACGAACACACCUCGGUUAUAAUGGAGUUUCGUAUAAAUGAUUCGUUUUACUUUGAUGUUGUGGCAGAUCGUAGUGAUCGUUUGUUGGAUCAGAAAUUUAAUGUGGAGAUAUCGGUAUCGUCGGGUGGCCUGCUGCGUUUCUUGCCCGUCUCUAAGCUGCAAGUGGAUGAAGGUGGCUCAGUGCCAAUCAAAUUGGACUUUUCGAAGAUUUUAGAGUACUUGAAGACACGUGCGGGCAUAAAUAGUCCCGAGUUGUAUAUAGAGUCGACACAAAAACCCAUGCAUGGUACUAUUGGGUUGGGACAUGAGUUUAGAGCGGUGCAGAAGUUCCAGCCGAGUGACUUUCUAACGAAGAAGGUGUACUACAUACACGAUCACUCGGACACGUUGGAGGAUACGAUCUUGAUGUCGGUGUAUUUGUCGCAGUAUCUAUCACAAGGCAACAUAUUCCUCUGCAACCUCACCGUGCCGGUCUCCAUAAAUCCAAUCAACGAUCAACCCUUCACACUCGUCACACAUUUCCCUCAAAUGACCGUAGUGGAGGGUGAAAAUCAGACGAUUACACGCAAUAUGCUGCUCACGGAGGAUAAGGAUACCCCACCCGAGGAGAUCGUUUACGAUGUAAUGAGCGGUCCCACUUUGGGUGUACUAAAGAAGAUCAACAACGAUGGACACACUGAGGAUCUGCUCGCCUAUUCGAAUCAGUUUACACAAGCUGAUAUUAAUAACGGACGCAUUGUCUUCGUACACUUCGGUACACCACAAUCGACCACAUUCUGUUUCACGGUCUCCGAUGGUUAUUUCAAUCCAGCUUAUGAGGUAUUCACCAUAAAAAUUGCGCCCAUCAGCUUGUUGCCAGCAGACUAUCAAUAUCCGGUACUGGUGCCGCAAGGUGCAACCACUACCGUUAUGAAAUUGGAGCAUAUUUCAUUGCGCACGAACGUACAAACCGAACGUUUAUCGUAUAACAUCACUAAUUCACCGUUAUAUGGUAUUAUUGUGUAUAAACACCAGCCGACAUUGCGUUUCAACCAACAACAGUUGGAGACGGCGCAAAUAAAUUACAUGCAAACCGAUUUGAAUCGCUCCAAUGACACCUUCCAGGUGAGCGCUUACGUGCCGGGCACCUUAUAUACCGCCACGGUGGACGUGCUUGUCGCAGUGGAGCCGGUUAUAAAGAUCACCAACGUCUCUAUGGUGAAUGAGUUGGGCAAGGUGCGACUGCAAUCCGUUUUGGUCGCCGAUAAUCCGCUCUCUAUGAAAUUGAAUAAGUUCAAUCCCAAGUUCAUUAUCACGCGCAUGCCCAAGACUGGGCAGUUGCGUAAAAUAAUACGCAGCACGGGCUUGGCGCCCGAGUCACAGAAUGAACGUUCAACGAACAUGUUCUCUUACAAGGAACUGCGCAGCGGCGUUGUGUAUUUCGUGCCGAAUGAGGCAGUCGAGCUCACAGUCGAAGACGAGGAUUAUUUUGAGUAUCAAUUGCACAUAAAGACCGUGCAACCCGCACAGGGUGUCGUGCAUAUUGAGUAUCGCGCGCCACAAGACAACAAUGGUGAUCGCGUGACGAUGGCUAGCAGUGAGUUCAGCUUCAAUUACAUUGCGCUCGCGGUGGUGCUCAUCAUACUGAUCGUGUGCAUUUUGGUAGUUAUGUUACUGCUGAAGAUACGCUACUUGCGUCGCGACAAAGCGGACAUUUCGAAGGAUCAGCCACCUGCCUUACCAUGUCCACCCGACUUGACGUCGGUUAGUCCACAACAUCAUCAUCACCAUCAUCAUCAUCAUCACUAUGCCAACUCGGAGGCUGACUCAGUGCCCGCCACAGGCGCCUCAACGCCGCUACCCGGCUUUAGUAAUAUACCACAUUGUAAAAUUAUACCGGUGGAGUCGUACAAACACGACUAUCCUGACUAUGAUCCCGAUGAGGGUGAUGAAACGGAUGAUGCUCAGCAAAUGAUGCUGCCCCAGCGUUACAAUCCCUAUCAUAUGGAGAAUGAUACGUGGAGUUCGUCGUGCGAUAUGGCCAAUGAUUUUGGCGGUUACUCGACGGUACCCCAGAGUAGUGCGCCGCCCUCAGCGACUCCACCAUCAGCGCCGGCAAGUAAUCCGUUGCUGCGCCGAAAUCAGUACUGGGUAUAAGUUAAGUGUGUACUGAGUAUAAGUUAAUAUACAAUUUAAGGCGAUGUUUGUAUUGUGUAACCGUUGCAAAGUGCCUUUCAAGAGUUUUCUGAGGGCUUCCGAAAAUAGUGCCUUCGUUUGCUCGUAACCAAAAAGGCAAAGUAGCUUAGAAUUUGUAAAGUUUUUUAUGAACAAACUGACUUAAAGACUUACCAAAAUAAAUAUUACGGUCAUAUUACUAAAAAAAUAUUGGACUCUCUUUUGCUGAGUCAGCACUUCAGGUUAGAUAUCUGCUGGAUACAAAGUAGAACCCCUUUCAAGCAUACUAGAUUUCUUGCAACCUUAUUCUCCUACCACUAAAUCUAUGACUCUCGGACGAAAAUGAGUGGAAUCUGUGCCGGAGUUGUAAGUGAAUGAAUUUUGGAUUAGAGCUUUCACUAUAAGUUUUUUGAACAUUAAGUAUGACUGCCCGAAGAUUAUGAGGACUGCAAGCCGAAUGAACAAACUACAUAUAGUCCACUACUUUUAAAUCUACCUCGCCUAACAGCUCCUCACAUGAGUGGGCAUAUUGAGCUUUGGCGCCUACUCAUCUCCAUCGUUUGCUUUCUGGGUCACAGGUCUGUUGUCUAUUCAACGAUAAGCAAAACAUACCCCUGGCAUAACGUGCAGUAUAGAAAUUAGAUUUUCAAUUACAGUUACCAUGAGGUAGCGCAGCUCCUUUGAAUCAAUUUUCGAAUACAUAAACACUUGCGACGACUUCCCACCUUGGCUCGGAUAAAGCAAUAUCUUGGUACGGCGGAUCGUCCCAUUGAGUUUUAGAACCACACCGUGGUUAUAGGUACAACAACAGCCAGAAGUGCUUGCUCAUAAAACGAUAGUUCUAUAUUUUAGCUGUUAUGCAGCAGAUCCAGCAACAAGCUCAUCUCCGAAUAGGUAUGUCUAGUCUUUUUAAUCGCAAAUACGAGCAGUCAGCAUUUCGAUGCAACAUUAGCUUAUCAACAAAUAUUAUCUCUGCCGUGUUUAAAGUAAUGUGGAUGUCUAUAGUAACUUUUCCCUUAGAUUUUACAUCCACUUCGCUUCAGCUUAACAAGCUAAAGUUGCUGAUCAUUCGACAAACGACACCUCUCUUUUCUAUUCAGCUGGGAUUCUUGUUCAUCUCCGACUGGUAGCCUUCUUACCUUUGAACCUCUGAAAUUACGAAUUGUCAUCCUAAGAGCCGCUUGAAGAUGCCGUCGCAUAGUAAUGCGACUAGAAGUCAUUCUUCCGUUCGCUUUUGGGUAGUAGAAAUCAUCGCCCUAAACUUCACGUCCACUUCUUACCAAUACUUCGCUCUUGGGCUACAACCCGACCUUAGCUGCAGUGGCAUAGUCGUUCGAGGAGUAGUGGUAGUAUCAUGUAGAGUCUAAUUUGUCUAAUUGGUCCCUUAUUCGGUUCCGAUUUAACUACAACCAGAAGUUAGGGAAAGAGAUACUUUGAGACUCGCUAAGUACUGUUGAAGUAGGAGAAGAAUUAGUUGUGUUUUAAUCUAGAUGGACUACCUAUUAUUACGUAAAAUAAAUAAAUAAAAUACAAUAUAUAUAAAAAUUCU
Messenger RNA from Ceratitis capitata (Mediterranean fruit fly), 9858 nucleotides. RefSeq names its product chondroitin sulfate proteoglycan 4 (gene kon). The coding region runs from base 1155 to 8291 and encodes 2378 amino acids. The transcript has 14 exons. The record is from RefSeq and is a predicted model, not a curated record. Lineage: Eukaryota; Metazoa; Arthropoda; Insecta; Diptera; Tephritidae.